GGGGGGGGAAAAAAGCCUGCGUGAGUUCAGUGGAGUUACACGAUUGUUGUUCUGCUGUCGGAGGACCAAAGAUGGAAUCCAGUUAACUCUCAGAACAUUCCUGUGUCGACGUGGGUGUUUUAGCCCGGGUUUGAUGCGUCGUAAGGGACAAAGUUGGCGCAUGGAGAGCGACGAACUUUCGCUUUUGACGCAGCGUCUUUUUGUGUGAACCAGUGCCUUUUUUUUUUUUUUUUUUGCGUGUUUUAUUUUAUUAUUGUUUGGGGGGAAGGAGGGUGGCUGACGAACGCACCUCUCAAAGUUCUACGUGGCAGACCGGAGAACUUUGGCUGACAUGGUGGACAACAAACCCAUUCUUCAGGACAGACCGCCCGCCUACAACACCGUUCCCGGGGCUUACGCGUAUGGCCCCCCGGCGCAGCAGCAACACGGCUACGGGGCCAUCCUCGCCGCAGCUCCGCCGCCCUAUCACUACCCAGACGCCGGCCAUGGCUAUCCCCCACCCCAGAUGGGAGCGCCCAUGUCCCAUCAGCCCUACUCUGGAACCUACACAGUCAUCCAACCCUCCGUUGUGGUGGUAGGAGGCUGCCCGGCCUGCAGAGUUGGCGUUCUGGAGGACGACUUCACCUGCCUGGGAAUCCUGUGUGCCAUCUUCUUCUUCCCACUGGGCAUCCUCUUCUGCUUUGCCCUGCGUCAGAGGCGAUGUCCCAACUGCGGGGCCACAUUUGGAUAGACCAAGCAAACAAAAAGCGUACAACACAUACACACACACACACACGAUGCACAAAAAGAUUGGGAUAUUGGGCUUUGAGGUGUAAUUUCAGGGUGAACCUAAAUUGCACUGUAACCUUAACAGGUGAAUAAAAUUUGACCGUCUGGAAACUUUCGACUUUUUCGACUUUCGGAAACUGCAAAGUUUGCAACGGGUUUUUGAUCCAUGAAAAUUUCCAAUCACUUGAAUGCCUUUCUGUGACUCUUUCAGUCUCUCUUGCAACCUGCUGAUGACACACGGCGACACUGCACUUUGUAGCCACUUCCUCUGAGAACAUCCUGUUUGAAAUACCGUUCAUCAAUUGUUUCUGACUUACUCCCACCUCUGGUAAAAUAUUAGGCAACAUGAGACCAGAAGAUGUUGGUGAUUGAAUUUUGCAACGAUAAUGCAAGGUGAAGGAAAACAAAAUGUCAACACUUGGAUAAGACCAUCCUGUCUGUAAUCGAAGUGUCUUAAAAAAAAAAAAGUGUUCUGACUCAGUGUAAAAAAAAAUCUAUAUCUUUGUAUUCUUUUUCUUUUCAUAAAAAAUUAAAACGGGUCCCAAAUGCCAUACAAGCUUUUAAAUACCAAUUCUAAGUGAACUAGGAAAUGUAUCGUCCGUUCAUGUAUUUGUCCAUUCAUGGAUUAUUUUGCUGUCCAGCUCCUUGGUGGAUAACAGCAAAAGGUAUUGAAACAAACAUUUUGGACGUGUGGUCAAAAGUUUACAGAAGGUCAAAUGAAGUUCACCUGUAAAGGUUACAGUUCAUCCGGAAAUUUCACACCAAAGCCCAGUAUCCUGAACCUUUUGUGAAUAGUGUAUACAACCACAAUCCCAAGUAUUUUUAUGCCUUCCUUCCUCAUCACAUACUGCUGUCGCUGACAUGAAAGAUGCUAAAAUGUAGAUUCAGAUGAUUAUAUUUGAGGCUGGAUUAUUAUUAUUUUUUCAUCAAUUAUGACCUGGAGCGAUACUUUUUUUGUCAAUUCGAAUUGACGUGGCUCAGUGCUGCUGACCAAUCCCAUAUUUUUGGAUGGACAACCAAGAAGUGAAGGAUGUAAAUAAAAUGGACAGCUGCCUGCAGCGUAUUUUGUUGUGUAUUCAUCUCUGGAGGCCAUAUUUGCACUGAUUGUUUAUGAUUCUGCUCGCUUCCCUGACCCCUUUCAGCGUCUUCUCCAGGGCCAUAAACGCCGACCUCAGGUACUUUCUCACCCAUCACUGUUGGAAGAGUGGACACGUAUCAUGUUGAGAGCGUGGAAAUGAUUCAAAGAAGUGGAUGGAUGUGUCUUAGCGGCCUAUUCCUCUUCCUCAGAACAAUCAAAAACAUGUCAUUGUCUUCCAGCAAAGUUGACAUAAAAAAAUACAAAAUAAGUGUCGUGGCAGACAACUUUUUUUGCUUUUGUAAGCAAACACUACGCACGCAUGUUCCUAUGAUUAAGGUUCUUACUUUUUAUAUACUCUAUACUAGUUUGUGGUAUUAAAAAAAUGUUACCCAA
This is a messenger RNA of Phyllopteryx taeniolatus (common seadragon), 2239 nucleotides long. RefSeq names its product brain protein I3 (gene bri3). The transcript has 3 exons. Lineage: Eukaryota; Metazoa; Chordata; Actinopteri; Syngnathiformes; Syngnathidae. The coding region runs from base 332 to 730 and encodes 132 amino acids. The record is from RefSeq and is a predicted model, not a curated record.